AUGGCCCCGGCAAUCGAGUUGCCCGGCGAGGCAAGCCCAUUGACACACCGUCAUGUGGUGGAUGCCUUAGUUCUGGCUGCUAGUUCCACACAGCAGCAGGUCCAAACGGGAACUAAGCAGCUGGAGAACUGGGAGCGACAGGCUCUAUACCAUGCCAUGCUUCAGGAUGUCUUUCUUGACCGUUCCCUCCCCACCGAAGUCCGCUAUCUCGCUAUUAUUCGAUUGAAGCACGGUAUCGACCGAUAUUGGCGCAAGACAGCCACCAACGCGAUUUCCAAGGAUGAGAAAGCUCAGAUUAAGACCAGAGCUUUGGAGGCCGGCAUAGAAGAGCCCGCCCGUCCCCUUGCUCUUCAGAAUGCAUUGAUGGUUGCCAAGAUCUUGCGUUAUGAAUUCCCUCAUGACUGGCCCGACGCGAUUACCUCCGUCAUUUCCUUCCUUCGAUCGUCGAUUCAACCUGGCGCCAACCCGCUGCAGCUCCCUCGAACCCUCCUCAUCCUCCUGCAAAUCAUCAAAGAGCUGUCGACUGCCCGAAUCCAGAGAACUCGUAUACACCUGCAGUCAGUUUCUCCUGAGGUGUUCCAGGUGCUGGGUAGUAUCUAUGUGGACAAGGUUGGCCAAUGGACUGGUAUACUGGAGCAUGGUGGCUCGGACGAAGCAGCUUUGCUCGAGAUUAUCGAACAGAGCUUGGUAUCUCUAAAAGUUCUGCGACGCCUGAUCAUCUCUGGAUUCGAACACCCCGGCCGCGACCAAGAUGUACAGAAUUUUUGGGAGUUGACCAGCACACACUUCAGUCGGUUCCUCUCUUUCCUGGAUGGGUCUAUUCAAUUACCGGAGUCUGUCCACACGGCCAUUGAGAAGCACAUUCUGCAAUUAUCGAAGCUGCAUGUUGAGAUGGCAAAGACACACCCCGCAUCCUUUGCGUUGUUCGACAAUAGUAUCACGUUGGUCAACUCAUACUGGUCAUUGGUCGUCAAGUUGAGUGAGAACUACGUCAGUCUCGGCGCCGAUAUCGAGUCGGAAGGAAAGUCUCUGUUCGAGAAAGCCGGCCUCCGAGCCCUGCUUCUUAUCAGAGCCUGCGCCAGAAUGGCCUUUAACCCGGUUCAAACAUUCAAAUACCAGACUCCUCAAGACAAGGAGGAGCGCAAGCAGGCUGUCGAGCGAGUCAAGACACAGCUGUUUACCGACGACUUUGUGGUGAAUGUUAUGGAGCUCCUUGUCACGCAAUUCUUCAGAUUCCGCAAUAUUGAUUUCCAAGAGUGGGAGGAGGAUCCCGAGUCUUGGGAGAAGAAAGAGGAGCAGAGUACCGAGGCCUGGGAGUUUUCUAUUCGCUCGUGCUCUGAAAAGCUCUUCCUUGAUCUUGUCAUUCACUUCAAGGAUUUGCUUAUCCCCCGGCUGUUGCACGUGUUCUAUUCAUUUGCAAACACAGAGAACCGCAAUGUGGUGCUGAAGGACUCCUUGUAUUCUGCCAUUGGUCUUGCAGCAGCCAGUCUUGAGCAACACUUGGACUUUAACAGCUUCCUUGAGAAGACCAUGGUCCCUGAAGUUCAGAUUCAUGAUCCCGAGUACAGACUGCUGAGGAGACGUAUUGCAGUCGUUCUUGGCCAGUGGGUGCCAGUCAAGCCUGGUGAACUGAAUCGAGAUGCUGUGUACCAAAUAUUCCAGCACUUGCUGAACAAGGACGACCCACUGAACGACCUGGUCGUUCGUAUUACUGCCGGUCGCCAACUGCGCAACGUUCUUGACCCUUGGGAGUUCACAGCGGAAGGUUUCAUGCCUUAUGCACAGUCAAUUCUUGGGAGCCUCAUGGCUCUUGUGCAGGAGGUGGAUGCAGCGGAAACGAAGAUGGGGUUGCUGGAGACGGUCCGGGUGGCCGUUGUCAAGAUGGAGAACCAUAUCGUUUCCUUUUCGGACCAAAUUCUCUCGCUUCUUCCGCCGUUGUGGGAGGAGUCUGGAGACGAACAUCUCAUGAAGCAGGCGAUUCUCACCUUGCUGUCGUCGUUGAUUCACUCAUUGAAACAAGAGUCUGCGCGUUACCAUGCGCUUAUUCUUCCCUUAAUCCAGAGCUCCGUUCAUCCCGAAUCUGAUACAAUUGUCUACCUAUUGGACGAGGCAUUGGAACUUUGGACGGCUAUCAUCAUGCAGACACCCAGCCCUGCCUCGCCUGAAAUUCUCUCUCUCCUCCCUUCCGUACUUCCAAUUCUCGAACAAGGAACCGAUGCUGCACCCCAAGGUCUCCAAAUCAUCGAGUCGUACAUUCUGCUUGCGCCGCAGGCAGUUCUAAGCGACGAGUUCCGACUUCCACUUCUUGCCUCUCUGGAGACCCUACUCCAGUUCACGACGAAACAGCGCACCGGUGUCGUGGCUCGCCUAGUUGACAUGAUGAUCCGUGGUGCUGAAGCUGUCGAUGGUGGAAGCGAGGCCAGCUACAAGGCCAUUUCGCAGUCCCUGCUUGACAGUUCAUUCCUACACUCCCUCCUUGAGGGUCUUUAUACCGCCCACGAAGCGAGUCAAACUACUGGUCCUAACCGGAAGACCACAUAUGUCGUCGGUGUCGUUGAGACGGAUUACUAUUCCGUUCUGGCACGACUUGCGCUGGCAAACCCUACCGUCUUCGCCUCGGCUGUCGCUGCUGCAACAAAUUCCACCCAGGAGCAAACAAUUUCCUGGCUACUCACUGAAUGGUUCUCUCACUACGAUAACAUUGGCAGCGUGAACCAAAAGAAACUGCAUGCUCUCGCCCUGACACAACUCCUUGCCCUCCAGGGCCCCUCAUCCGAUCCGUCCCAACCUGCCCCACCCCCCGCCUACAUCCUUAGUCACUUGCAGUCUUACCUUACCGUCUGGACGGAUAUCAUUAUCGAACUUGCGGAAGGCGGCUCAGAUCAGAAUGCCGAUUACCUGGUCUGCUGGAACGCCCCCGCCGGCUCUACAACUGCUCAGCCCGAGGUAGAAGAGAACGAGGAUCCCGAGACUCGUCGCCGACGCGAGUGGGACAAUGCGGAUGCGAUCCACCGCUUCCCGAUCCGCGACUUUGUCCGACACCGUCUGCAGGAGCUGAUUGUGGCUUGUGGUGGUGCGCAGCGGUUCCAAGAGGAGUGGUUGGUGAAUGUCGAUAGUGAAGUGGUCUCGGCGUUUGGUGCGCUAGGCCUGAUUUAA
Molecule: messenger RNA, 3156 nt
Organism: Penicillium cataractarum
Lineage: Eukaryota; Fungi; Ascomycota; Eurotiomycetes; Eurotiales; Aspergillaceae
Product: putative importin 11
Exons: 7
Coding region: 1-3156 (1051 amino acids)
Biological process (GO): protein import into nucleus
Cellular component (GO): nuclear envelope; cytosol
Molecular function (GO): small GTPase binding
Source: RefSeq, a predicted model, not a curated record